Messenger RNA from Zootoca vivipara (common lizard), 1551 nucleotides. RefSeq names its product heterogeneous nuclear ribonucleoprotein A1 (gene HNRNPA1). Gene Ontology annotation, cellular component: catalytic step 2 spliceosome. Gene Ontology annotation, molecular function: mRNA 3'-UTR binding. Gene Ontology annotation, biological process: mRNA splicing, via spliceosome. The record is from RefSeq and is a predicted model, not a curated record. NCBI's taxonomy places the organism in Eukaryota, Metazoa, Chordata, Lepidosauria, Squamata, Lacertidae.
UGCUAGUGAGGCGGCGGCGCACUCAGUGACUCUGCCCCUUUUCGUCUCGACUUCAGCCAGAGGCAGCGUCGCUUUGUGGGAAAGCCGGGCUAGGCCUUGCCUGUAAUUACGCCGCCACCAUGUCGAAGUCUGAGGGAUCGUCCGAUUACGGGUGCGAUAUGUCUCCUCACGAAUCCCCCAAGGAACCUGAACAGCUACGCAAACUGUUCAUUGGCGGCCUAAGUUUCGAGACGACAGAUGAAAGCCUUCGCAAUCAUUUUGAACAAUGGGGCACACUUACAGACUGUGUGGUGAUGCGAGACCCAAACACUAAGCGCUCCAGGGGCUUUGGAUUUGUCACUUACUCAACAGUAGAAGAGGUUGAUGCUGCCAUGAAUGCCAGGCCCCACAAAGUUGAUGGGAGAGUUGUUGAACCAAAAAGAGCUGUAUCCAGAGAGGACUCUCAAAGGCCUGGAGCCCACUUGACAGUAAAAAAAAUCUUUGUUGGGGGAAUUAAAGAAGAUACAGAAGAGCACCACUUAAGGGACUACUUUGAACAGUAUGGCAAAAUUGAAGUAAUUGAGAUAAUGACUGACCGUGGCAGUGGCAAGAAGAGGGGGUUUGCCUUUGUUACUUUUGAUGACCAUGACUCUGUGGACAAAAUUGUCAUUCAGAAAUACCAUACUGUGAAUGGGCAUAACUGUGAAGUCAGGAAAGCCUUGUCAAAGCAGGAAAUGGCCAGUGCCUCAUCCAGCCAAAGAGGUCGUAGUAGCUCAGGCAGCUUUGGGAGUGGUCGUGGAGGUGGAUUUGGCGGUGGUGAGAACUUCAACCGUGGCAGCAGCUUUGGUGGCCGUGGAGGGUUUGGCAGUCGCAGUGGCGGAGGUGGUGGUGGUGGCGGCGGCUAUGGAGGCAGCGGAGAUGGCUACAAUGGGUUUGGCAACGAUGGCUAUGGCGGUAGUGGCCCCGGAUACUCUGGAGGAAGCAGAGGUUAUGGCAGCAGUGGCAGCUACGACGGCUAUAACAAUGGAGGUGGCGGCUUUGGUGGCGGCAGUGGUGGAAGCAGCUUUGGAGGCGGUGGAAGCUACAAUGACUUUGGCAGUUACAACAACCAGUCUUCAAACUUUGGGCCCAUGAAAGGAGGAAACUUUGGAGGCAGGAGCUCUGGGCCAUAUGGUGGAAGUGGGGGUGGCUACGGUGGCUCUGGUAGUGGCAGUAGCUAUGGCGGCGGAAGGCGGUUUUAAUUCCUAGGAAACAAAGCUUAGCAGGAGAGGAGAGCCAGAGAAGUGACAGGGAAGCUACAGGUUACCACAGUUGUGAACUCAGCCAAACACAGUUGUGGCAGGGUAGAACUGCCUCAUGAAGACAUGUGUUAGACAAGCGCUUGUUUGCAAACAUCAGGACUGUAUUUGUGACUAUCUGUAACAGGAUAUUUUAGUUUUUGUGUUCUGUGGAAAGUGCAAAGCAUUCCAACAAGGGUUUUAUGUAGAUUAUUAUUUUUUCCCACACCCAUGCUGUUGAUUGCUAACUGUAAUAGACUGAUCAUGACGCUGAAUAAAUGUGUCUUUUUUCAAA